AAGAGAUGGUUGAAUCAAAAUAAUUCCUUUCAAGUUCUAUUUAUUUUGAGGGCAAUAUGAAUAUUCUAUUAUGUUCCAUCAAUACAUUAAAAAGAUUAUAUGAGAUAUCUUUCGUAAAAGUAGGUCAACAUCUCUAUUGGCAAUUAAGGGUGUUCCAAGUGCAUGCCCAAGUACUUAUGACUUUUUGGGUCGUAAUUGCUAUCUUAUUGGUUUCAGCCAUUUUAGUUGUUAGAAAUCCGCAAACCAUUCUCACUUUUGGUCAUAAUUUCUUUAAAUAUGUCCUCGAAUUCAUUCGAGAUGUAAGCAAAACUCAGAUUGGGGAAGAAUAUGGUCCGUGGGUUCUCUUUGUUGGAACCAUGUUCUUAUUUAUUUUUGUUUCAAAUUGGUUGGGGACUCUUUUGCCUUGGAAAAUAAUACAGUUACCUCAUGGGGAGUUAGCUGCACCCACAAAAGAUAUAAAUACUACUGUUGCAUUAGCUUUACUUACAUCAGUAGCAUAUUUCUAUGCGGGUCUUUUGAAAAAAGAAUUAGCUUAUUUUGGUAAAUACAUCCAACCAACUUCAAGUCUUCUACCAAUUAACAUCUUAGAAAAUUUCACAAAACUCGUGUCGCUUAGCUUUCGACUUUUCAAAAAUAUAUUAGCUAAUGAAUUAGCAGUUGUUGUUCUUGCUUCUUUAGUACCCUUAGUAGUUCCUAUACCCGUCAUGCUCCUUGGAUUAUUUACAAGUAGUAUUCAAGCCCUUAUUUUUGCUACUUUAGCUGCGGCUUAUGUAGGUAAAUUCAUAGAAGGGGCAAGUAUACUUGUCUACAUAUUUUCCAUUUUAUUCAUAGCCCUUCAUUUGACAAUACUCAAAGAAGCUAUCAUGUUCAUCUCCACCGAAAGGUCAUGUGGACGGGAUUCAUCAACCUUUCCCUCAAGGUAUGACAUGGUAGUGAUGGUGAGUGGAGGAAGUGUAAUUGCAACUUUCAUCUCCAUGAGUUCUUGUAUGCGCCUUCAACAAGUGCGUUACCUCUUCAUGAGUGUUUCAGGCACAACCUUUGACAUCUCGCGCUUGCAGCUUCAAAUUGAAGCCUAUGAGUCAGAAUAUGUGUAUUAG
Molecule: messenger RNA, 1097 nt
Organism: Arachis stenosperma
Lineage: Eukaryota; Viridiplantae; Streptophyta; Magnoliopsida; Fabales; Fabaceae
Product: ATP synthase subunit a, chloroplastic-like
Exons: 5
Coding region: 57-1097 (346 amino acids)
Biological process (GO): proton motive force-driven ATP synthesis
Molecular function (GO): proton transmembrane transporter activity
Source: RefSeq, a predicted model, not a curated record